UGAUCAAACAAGAAAGCACUUUAAUGAUUCUGCCAUUGAUCAUGUUUUUCCUUUUUAACAAACAAAUCAACACUGACAGUUCAGAUUUUAAACUAUAUUCAAAGGAGGGUAUCUACCAAGUAGUGAUAUGAACAUAUUGGGCAUCCAGCCCAGAAUCCCACCCACAGCUCGGCGUUUAUUUUUUUCCACAAAAAAACAUCGAAAAUGUCGGGUUCCUCUAAUCUUGUAGCCAUGAAAAAAGUCGUACAGCAGCUCCGUUUUGAGGCGAGCAUAAACAGAGUGAAGGUCUCCCAGGCAGCUGCUGACCUUCAACAGUUUUGCAUGCAGAAUGCCUUGCAGGACCCUCUGCUCACCGGUGUGUCCUCCAGCACCAACCCCUUCAGGCCACAGAAGGUCUGCUCCUUCUUGUGAAACCUCUGCAUUCAUUGGCCUUCAUUUUGAUGCUACAGGGAAAAGUUGACCUCAACACUGCUCCUCAUGCCAAGCCAUUAUACUGCCACGGGAUCUCUCAAGUGUCAAACACAUUGGAAUCAUGUCAGGAAGAUGACCAUCUAUUUUCAGCCACCGUAGAAGAAAGGAGACAGUUUUAUUUUUCAUGGCACAGUGUGAUUUUCAAGUAAAUAAUUGUGCCUUUUCUAUUGUUCUAUUUUAGUCAUCACUGUUCUGGACUUUUUUGUAUUUAAUGAAUAAAAAAACAUUCUUUACUA
This is a messenger RNA of Cottoperca gobio, 707 nucleotides long. RefSeq names its product guanine nucleotide binding protein (G protein), gamma 5 (gene gng5). The coding region runs from base 205 to 411 and encodes 68 amino acids. The transcript has 4 exons. Lineage: Eukaryota; Metazoa; Chordata; Actinopteri; Perciformes; Bovichtidae. Gene Ontology annotation, cellular component: heterotrimeric G-protein complex. Gene Ontology annotation, biological process: G protein-coupled receptor signaling pathway. The record is from RefSeq and is a predicted model, not a curated record. Gene Ontology annotation, molecular function: G-protein beta-subunit binding.